Drosophila mojavensis is the source of this 1522-nucleotide messenger RNA. RefSeq lists its product as uncharacterized. NCBI's taxonomy places the organism in Eukaryota, Metazoa, Arthropoda, Insecta, Diptera, Drosophilidae. Bases 761 to 1363 code for a protein of 200 amino acids. The transcript has a single exon. The record is from RefSeq and is a predicted model, not a curated record.
UAGCGUAGGCACAAUUUGAUUGCUUAACACAUAAAUAUACUCAGACGCCUUAUAUAAUCUAUUCAUAAUAUAAAUAUUAUUUCACUUUAUUCAUGAGCUCCUAAAACACUGCAAUGUUUAUCAAUAAAUCCAUUUGCGCCUAAUUAUAACAGCUUGUCGGUUGUAAUUGUCUAAGUUGUUAGGCUUGUUGCAUGCCACAGUGUCGGCAAGCCGUCAAAAACUAAGCCACAAACGCUUAGAAUAUGAAUUCGCAAUGAACUGGAAAACUCGCAACAGUCACGCCAAAAUCUGUUGCAUAUGUGCAACAACUGUGUUUGCUGAGAGUAAGCCCCACUCUGCCAAAUUUCCCCUACAUAUUUCAAGUUUAUAGCACAUUUGAGGCGCAAGCGUCAAGGUGCUAUAAACAAACAUAAACAAAUAACUGUUGCGCCCGGCGCAGCAAUGUUGCCAAGUCAACCGUAGCAACAUUGCUGAGACGCAAACGAGCAACAGUUUCUUGCAUGACUUCCGUAUGCAAAAACUUUUGCUAUUUCUAUUUCUAUUUUUUUAUGAUUGACCUAGGCCUAGGCCUCGGUGCAGCAACGGUUCAUUCAACCUGCUCGGUUGCUAGGAAAACCAGUUGCUCGCUCGUAAUAAAUAUUAAAGCCCAAUUAUUGCCGGCAAACCGCAAAGCGGCUGCAAAGCAACUCAUUGAAGCUGAAAAGUUGCUUACAUUUAUAAAUGUGACUUUGCCCAAGUCUAUCCCAACACUUCUCGCGCAAUGCUGCAGUUGGGAUUGCUGCUGCUGAGUGCCGCAUCGGCAAUUGUUGUCGAGCGCAACAUGUUUGCCUACUACAAGGUGCCUCUGCGGCUGCUCGACUUGGCCAGGCCUCAUGCAAACGACUCUUCCACUGCCGGCCUCUACUAUGUGCUACAGUGUCCGCCCAAGCUGGACGACAUCAUACCCAAGCCCAGGGACAUGCAGACCUGCCAAGUGGUGGACCACUACAGAGAUAAGUCCCGGCACUCCAGAUACAAAUCCAAAAGGCUUCGGCCAGCCCGCACUUACCUCAUGCCACUGCCACCAACAACCGUUAAACGUAUGCGCUGGGGCUGGCGUCAGCGUCGCAGCAAACGCCACAACCAGGACACCGCACCAGCCCAGGAUCAGGCCACCCCACUUUCAUACCUUGGCCAGCCACAUAGCCGCCAAAAGCUGCUCAAACUGGCCGCGGAUCAUCGGAAAUUUAAGCGAGGCAACAGCUCCAAGGGCUACCAGCACAUGUACCAUCGCGAUGAGGUCUACAACGAUCAUAUCUUCUACGAUGAGCUCCAACUUGAUGGUCAGUACCACAAUCUGGGGAAAGCUAAAAUUGGAAACUAAUUGGCAGCACCUAUGCCCAUUCCAAAUUCUCUUUAAUAUACCAUUAAUCAUUCACUAUAAAUAUAAAUAAAUAUCCAAUAUAAGCUUUUGCAACAAAACUCCAAUUUAUUCUAUAGGUAUAAUUGUAAUAAUAAUUUUAACAAUUAAAUUCUAUUACUG